UGUACUUACACAAAUGUCUGGAAAAGUGUGAAUGAUCUGCCAGGCAGUGCACUCUCAUUCUACCCUUCUGGAUGUCCUCUGAUCCUCUGCCAUCAUGAACCUGAAGCUCCUCUUCUUUUGCCUCUUCUUAGCGGUGCUGCUAAUUCCUGCUGAACUGAAACAGAAAAAGGACAAAAAACAUCAUCGGCAUCAUGAUCAUGAUCAUGAGCAUGGGGUAUCUGGCCAUGGUAGGAGGGGAAAACAUAACAAAAAGAGACCAUCAUUUGGGGACAUAAUUAAAGACUCCUUCUUUGAGAUCGUAGAGAGAGCUUACAGCAAUGGUGAUGACGAUGAUGAUGAUGAUGAUGAAGACUGGCUUUCUGAACUUCAAGAGCCAGAAGGCCUAUGCAACCCAAACCCUUGCUUACACAAUGGAGUGUGUGAGGAAAAAGGCAAGACAAAAUUCAAAUGUGACUGUCCCAAACCUUUCAAAGGAAGGAGAUGCCAAAAAGCUAAAAGAAUUUGUCGGAAAGGUUUAUGCGGGCGUGGUGAAUGUGUGCUGACUUCAAAUCAUCCAUUUUAUGAGUGCAAGUGCAAGGAGCCCUUCCAGCCACCAAACUGCAGAAGUUAUGAAUUUUGUGAGCCUAAUCCAUGUAAAAAUGGUGGAGAAUGCAUCAUCAAUGGCAAUGACUUUGACUGCGCCUGCCCUUCAGGGUACAGAGGACGUUUCUGCCAUGUUGGCCCAGAUGACUGCUAUGUGGAUGAUGGAGAGUCAUAUCGUGGCAAUGUGAGUGAGACCGAUGAUGAGGACGAAUGCCUGUACUGGAACUCACACUUCAUCCUGGACAGUGGAACUAAUCCCUUCACCUCAUUUGAGGACAACGAUGGACUUGGCCCUCACAACUUCUGCAGAAACCCAGAUGGCGAUGCGAUGCCCUGGUGUUUCUUCAGAAGAGGCCGCAGGUUACUGUGGGACUAUUGUGAUGUGAGGGAGUGUUCUACACCAACAGAUGUGUCGCCAACUGAAAUUAUCCCCCCAGUCCCUGAUCCCACUACUGCAAAGCCACAACCCACAAAACCUGAACCUACAGCAGACAUCAAGCCAACAACUACCCAACUCCCAAUGACUACUAAACCCCCAACAACUGAAAAACCAACAUCUACCCAACUCCCAGUGAUUACUAUAGCCCCAACAACUGAAAAACCCAGCCAGGCUCCUCAACCUUCCCCUGUACCCACUGAUGGUCCUACCAUCCCCGGCUCUACUGUCCCACCAGAACAAUUCUCUACCUGCGGACAGCCUCAGCCAAAAAAGCCCCUUACUCGAAUUUUUGGGGGUCUGAAGGUCCCUCCUGGGGCCCUGCCCUGGCAGGUGUCUUUGCUAGUUAGACCAAAGAACACCAACCAGCAAUUCAGACACAUCUGUGGAGGAGUUCUCAUUGCCAGCUGCUGGGUAUUGACAGCCGGACACUGCAUAGAACAAAAUAAGGACAUGCAGGUGGUAAUGGGAGGUCUGUCAUUGGAUAUGACAGAAUACACAGAGCAAACCCUACGAGUUGAAGAGGCUAUUGUACAUGAGAACUACACGGAGACUCCUACAGCUGUAUACAGUGACAUAGCCUUGCUGAGGCUGAAUGGUACUGAUGGAGUUUGUGCCGAAGAGACCCAGUUUGUAAAGACAGCCUGUCUGCCCGAUGCCCAAUUGCCUGAUGGGAUGGAGUGCACCAUUUCUGGAUGGGGUGCCACUGAGAACUCUAAAUAUGGUUCCAACCGCCUGCUCGAGGCCAAUGUAUUGCUGAUCAACCAGCACAAAUGCUCUGAACGCAAGAUUUAUGGCAGAAUCCUAGAUAAUACCAUGUUCUGUGCUGGCCACCUAAUGGGAGGGGUGGAUUCCUGCCAGGGUGACUCUGGAGGACCACUAACUUGUAAGCCGAACAAUGCCAGUGUUAUUUAUGGCCUGGUGAGUUGGGGAGACCAAUGUGGGAGGAAGAACAAGCCUGGGGUCUACACUCGGGUCACUCACUUCUUGGACUGGAUCAAAUCAAAGACUCAAGCAACAUUUCCAUCGGCAACAUCCAAAACAGUGUAGCAAAGGCCCUGGUUAAUAAUGGAACUUUUGAAUUUUGUGCAGAUAAAUCUGCUAUUCUGCUUUUAAGGCUCCUUCAUACUUACAAAAAUGUAGUCAUUGACUAAGCAUUGUCAUUUCAGUUUAACAGGUUUUUAUCUAUUACAUAUGGACACAAGCUAAAUCUGAAAUCUACUGGUCAUCUAAUUUUCAUAUUUCCUUUAUUUUUCUUUUGAAACUUUCUUUUAUAUUAGUCAGAAGGAAAAACACACAAUCGAUUUGAAAUGUGACUCCUGUGAGCCCAUUGUGGUAAUCAGGUGGUCCAUCAGAUUCACAUUAAUCAGGUGUCUCAGUUCACCAUUCCUUCUAGAAACAGAGACAAAUGCAUCAGUGUUCUUAAGCAGUGACAUGACUUUCACAAAAUGGUGAAAAAUGCUACCGCUUGUUCGUUACUUCGGCCAUGAGUGUCUCUUUAUUCUGUUCUGCGCCUUCGCGUCUUCACUUCAUGUCUUCACCGGGCCCAUGGGUGGCAGAACUCGUAGUUACACCCCUGAUCAAGACAAGAGUCACAGUGCUUGAAUGUAAAAAACAUCUUAAAAACCACAGAUGGCCAUGAAAUGUACAUUUUAUUUACACAAAUAUAAGCUGCCUGUGGCAUCCUACUUUUUAUGGAUUUGUCUUUGAGUAAGUGAAUGCUUGCGGUUUCUACUCCAAAUUCAACAAGUUUCUUAUUUACCUCACCACUGUUUUUAAAGCUGAUUAUUUCAUGCAAGGUUCAGCCGCAAAAUAAACCAAAGAGAAUGGA
Scophthalmus maximus (turbot) is the source of this 2849-nucleotide messenger RNA. RefSeq names its product hyaluronan binding protein 2 (gene habp2). Gene Ontology annotation, molecular function: serine-type endopeptidase activity. NCBI's taxonomy places the organism in Eukaryota, Metazoa, Chordata, Actinopteri, Pleuronectiformes, Scophthalmidae. The record is from RefSeq and is a predicted model, not a curated record. The transcript has 13 exons. The coding region runs from base 95 to 2068 and encodes 657 amino acids. Gene Ontology annotation, biological process: proteolysis.